This is a messenger RNA of Drosophila grimshawi, 1721 nucleotides long. RefSeq names its product rhythmically expressed gene 5 protein (gene Reg-5). Lineage: Eukaryota; Metazoa; Arthropoda; Insecta; Diptera; Drosophilidae. Bases 495 to 1391 code for a protein of 298 amino acids. The transcript is spliced from 3 exons. The record is from RefSeq and is a predicted model, not a curated record.
UUCAUUUGAAGACGAGUCGCAGUCGCAGAAGCAGACAAAGCCGGCAAUUUAUCCAAUUGUAUGUGUGAGCGCGUAUGCGUGUAUAUGUGAGGAAUUUUAACUGUGGGCGUGAAACGUGAAACGAGCUUUUGCGUUUUAAGCUGAGACACAACAAACAAAAAUAAAAAAAGACACAAAAAAAUAAACGCAAAAUCAAAUAAAACGAAAUUAGUAAAGCUUGUUGUUAACUUAAAUUUAAUCAAGUGCGAAAACAAAGAGCACAAUUUCAAGCCAAGCCAGUUGACAAAAGAAAGUUAGUUUUUGGCUUUUGGUGUUAAUUUCAAAUGGGCCAACAAAGCGUUUUCUAAUUGAGUCAAAAUAGAAAGUCUGGCAACGCGCCACAACGUUAACGUUAACGGUGUGCAAUUGACACAGGUGACCGGUUGGAUCUUAGGUAAUCAAGCAACCUUUGCCAUAAUACAACGACAACCACAACAGCAACAACAACAACAAACAUGACGAACGCUGCGAGACUAAUCUUGGCCAGCUGCCUGAUCAGCGCCAUGGUUAUCCAAAUGAGCUCAGCAUCGUCAAUACCAAUUUGGGAGUUUUUGUCGCGUAACGAAAAGAUGUCUUACCUAUACUCGACGUUCGCGCAGUUGGUUAGCGUGCACUGCAAGACGACAGUGGGCGGCGGCCUGCCAGUGAACCAAUGCAAGCACAAUCUGCUCAGCUAUGGCUAUGAGAAAUUGCAGACAUUCUCCGAUGCGCAGCUGGAGGCACUCGAUCCAUAUCAGCGCGAUGCCAAUGAGCUCAUCUGGUCAUCGAUUAUGCGGGAUCAUCCCAGCGCAACGCUGAUAACCACACGCAAGCCAACGCAGCCAGUGCCGACACCACCAGCCUCCUCGCUUAUCAUACUCACCCAUCAGCAGCAGCAACAAAAUCCGCUCUUCGAGAGCGCUAGCGAGCAUAAACACAAUUAUGCCAUGGAUAUGGACAUGGCCUAUGGCUAUGGCAGCGAACAGACACCGCCAGCAGCAGCUCAUCAAUCGAGUGAUUUGCCCGUUGCUGCCCCCCUCACUGCGGAGCCACCGCAAAGGUAUCUGAGUGGACCGCUAGUGAUGCGCCUGCGUCCGGAUGGCACACCUGUCGACGAGGAUAAGCAUCGGCCGCUGCCGCGUGACGAUGACCUGGAAUCGUAUCGGCUGGCCAACAGCGGCAAUCUGCCGCGUCCCAACAGACACCGCAAGAUAGCCACGAUCAGUGCACUGAAGCAGCAACACUUUGCGGCCAUUGCACUGCAGCGGGAGCUGCAGCCACCACAUCUGCAACAGGUGCGACGCCAAUACCGUCAGACGCAGUCACAGCCGUUGAUCAGCGCCGGCUAUUACUACGGCAAAGGGCAGGCGUAAACUGUCCAAUGGGUUCCAUAUUUACUCUUCAGUAGAUCCUAGUUAGAUUUAAGCAUAAUGAUUGAGUGUGUCGUGUGCCUGAGAGUUAAAUUGAAUGGAGGAGAGUUUUGAAUGUGAUAUUUUUUGGUCGUGCAUGAGGAAUCUUUUUGUUUAACUGUAUAAAUGGUUUCGAUGCACUUGAGCUUUAAUUGAAUUUUGUAUAUGUACAAUUUAUAUAACAACGUUUAAGUUUUCUAUAAUUUUAUUUAUUUCUGUGCAUUAGCUUUAAGUUGAAAUAGAGAUUCUUACAAAAUAAAAUACAUAUUUCAUAUUUUUAUUGAAAAAGUUAAA